CGAAUUUUGAAACGGUUGCUGAAGAAAACAUUUAAUCGAGCUCACAGUCAGUCACCUACUUUUUCCAUCUCAGUUGUACAGAGAUGGAUGAAGAAGAGAGCACAGAGCGACAGAUGCAGAUCGCUAUGUUGUGUCAACGACUUGCAAAGAUGAAGCAAUUAUUCAAUGAUGAUGACACAGAUUACAUCAACCAGGCCAUCAGUUCAAACUCUCCCGACACCUGCCAGACAUUUCUGACCAAUCUGGAGAAGAAAGGCAACCCACAGUCUGACCCCAGCCUUCUCACCAAGCUCAUCGACAGCUACACACGGGUCUUUUCCAGCAUGCCAUUGGGAAAAUACAGUCAGAAUGAGAGCUAUGCCAAGAUGCUGGUCAGAUUUGCAGAGUUAAAAGCCAUCCAGGAUGUAAAUGAUGCACAGGCUAGUUUUGAUAUAGCAAGGUUCCACUGCAAGGAUUUUGCCUUUGUCCACAUAGCAUAUGCUCAAUUUGAACUCCUGCAAGGCAACAUUAAAAAAUGCACUUUGAUACUUCAGAAGGCAUUCGAAAUGAAUGCUAAACCCAGAGCCUUUCUGGAAGCUGCUGUGCGGAAUCUAAAUUUCGGAAAAUGCCAGCUCAUCUCAUGUGAAGAUAAAGAGAACAUAUCGGUGUCUUCACAUGAAAAUGCACAAGAGUCUCUGAAAAGCAGCUCCAGAAGAUCAGAUGGAACAUUUGACCUGCAGGCCACAGGCAUGUGUACCCAGGGGAAUGAUCAAAAGUUCAGUCCACAAGAUGAAAAUUUGCCUGUAUGGAGAUCAGGGUCACAACAGAGAAGAAUCAACAUGGCAGACAGAGUGCCCAUGGUGCCUCUCUCCAUCCCUGAAAACGAGAGCAGCGACUCUGAAAGUGUUCAGAAACCUGAAGUUCCCACCUACAGCAGUAGUUUCUCCAGACAAACACAAGGUUCCAGUGUCCGUGCCGCAUUCCCGUUGUGUUCCUCCAAGAAGGCGACUUCAGAUAGGGACUCCUACAGUUUAUUAAACCUUAAGCCGCCUGUGAUUAGUCCAGAUCAUCGUCGUGAAGACAUUGAAGAGCAGGACACCAUCACAGAACUCCUACACAAACAAGAAAGAAAAGAAAGUGCUAGAAUGGAUGACACCACUGUCUUCAACCAGAUGAUCAGCUCAAACUCUCCUGAAAGUUGUCAGAUUUUCCUGAGUAACCUUGAGAAGAGAGGAGACCCGCGUUCAGACCCAGCCUUUCUCUCCAGACUUCUGGACUGCUACUCAAAAGUGUUCGGCAGAUUUCCCCUGGCAAAGCAUAGCAAAACCGAAUGCUAUGCACGAAUGCUUGUGAGAUAUGCAGAGUUGAAAGGAAUUGAAGAUCCAGAAGACGCCCAAGAUAAUUUCAGUAUUGCCAGAUCACACUGUAAAGCUUUUGCUUUUGUGCAUAUCGCACAUGCUCAGUUUGAGCUCUCACAAGGCAAUUUCAGGAAGAGUAAUUUAAUUCUUCAGAAAGCUCUGAGCUCAAACGCAAGGCCAGUUGAACUGCUGCAGACUGCAAUGAAACAUUUAAACUCUGGUCAAACUCAACUGCUCCCCGCUGAGGAUGAACAGAACACUGCAGAAAAUGUGGAAGCACAAAAUAACCGAAAGGAAGAAUAUCCUGCAAAGGCUCCUAAGGGGCAGCUAAAGCCUCCUGUUAAGGAGACAUCUUCAGAAUGGAAGAUUCCUGCUGUCAUAAACAGACAUGCAUCUCCAGAGGAUCGUAAGCCUCCUGCAGACCUCAUUCCUGCAUCAUCCUCACUUCAUGCUUUGAGAACUCCCUCUGCCCCAGCACCUCCUCGAUUACACCCGACUCUCAGCUGUCAGACUCCCAACUACAAAGAUCCAAACGCAAACAGUUUUGUGACUCCUGUGGUAAAACAGCGGCCAGUGAUUGUGUCUGUUCCAUCAACGGCUCAGAAAAUGGGUCACGCUCCGCUACCAUGCACCCCUCAAAGCCAGGUGUCCUAUAUUCAGCACCAAUCACAGACACCUGCCUCAGCUUUCUCAAACGAGACCAUCACAAUCAAGGGCAAACAGUUCUUUGUUUUCAAGAUGAUCGGCAGAGGCGGAUCCAGUAAGGUCUAUCAGGUUUAUGACAAUAAGAAGCACGUGUAUGCUUUGAAAUAUGUGAAUCUAGAGGAGGCUGAUGCACAGGCGGUGGAAAGCUACAAGAAUGAGAUCGAGCACUUGAAUCACCUUCAACAAUACAGCGACCAGAUCAUUAAACUGUAUGACUAUGAGAUUAACAACAGCUACAUUUACAUGCUGAUGGAGUGUGGUCACCUGGAUCUCAACACCUGGCUGCGCAACCGUAAAUCAGUCAACCCUCUGGACAGAAAGUGUUACUGGAGGAACAUGCUGGAGGCUGUACACACCAUCCACAAACAUGGUAUCAUCCACAGUGAUUUGAAGCCAGCAAAUUUUGUGAUUGUGGAUGCUUCACUGAAACUAAUAGACUUUGGAAUCGCCAACCGCAUUCAGCCUGAUAUGACCAGCAUUAUGAAGGACUCGCAGGUGGGGACACUAAACUACAUGCCACCAGAAGCCAUUAAAGACACAUCUUCUAAUGGAAAGCCAGGGUCAAAGAUAAGUGCUAAAGGAGACGUAUGGUCUCUUGGCUGUAUCCUGUAUUGUAUGACUUACGGAAAGACUCCGUUCCAGACCAUUACCAAUCAGAUAGCCAAAAUUCAUGCCAUCAUAGACCAGUCCCACGAUAUCGACUUUCCUGAUAUUCCAGAAAAGGACCUGCUUGAUGUGCUCAAGAAAUGUCUUGUUCGGAAUCCUAGAGAAAGGAUUUCCAUCGCAGAACUUCUUGAGCAUCAAUACUUGCAGUUGCAACCACAGCCAGCACCUGACCAAGCAGAACCAUGUAACAGUGAUUUGAAGAGAAUUCUCAACGAGCUUGCGGCACUUCAGUCCCCCAACAGUAUCGCGAGAGCUGCUAGUAACCUGGCCAAGAUGUGCAACAGUGGGAAGAAAUUGGAUGUUUCUGAAUGUGUGAAAACAUCCACUCAGACGCUGUGGAAAUAAUGAAGAUGCCAUGCGAGUCGUCCAUCAUGACAUGUGGAGAUAAUGGAGACUGGAUCAUAAAGCAGGACUCCACUUUUCCUAGUAAAACCACUAUUACUCAUCUAAAGGUCCAGGAGCCACUGAGCCAAACCUUCAUCUUUUUCAUCACUAAAUGCCAUCUUGCUUUCCACCUUGUUCUGAAUGUGUUAAGGAAAUGCCAUACUUUUUGUUUCUUCCUUAACUUCUGAUUUUAUGUGAAUACAUGAUAUGCUCUAAAAAAGUGUACAUGACAAAUAAAC
Molecule: messenger RNA, 3331 nt
Organism: Xyrauchen texanus (razorback sucker)
Lineage: Eukaryota; Metazoa; Chordata; Actinopteri; Cypriniformes; Catostomidae
Gene: ttk
Product: ttk protein kinase
Exons: 25
Coding region: 84-3053 (989 amino acids)
Biological process (GO): protein localization to kinetochore; mitotic spindle assembly checkpoint signaling; peptidyl-serine phosphorylation
Cellular component (GO): nucleus; spindle; kinetochore
Molecular function (GO): ATP binding; protein binding; protein serine/threonine/tyrosine kinase activity
Source: RefSeq, a predicted model, not a curated record